Anolis sagrei ordinatus is the source of this 1452-nucleotide messenger RNA. Its product is annotated as 17-beta-hydroxysteroid dehydrogenase type 6-like. Gene Ontology annotation, biological process: retinol metabolic process; steroid metabolic process. Gene Ontology annotation, cellular component: intracellular membrane-bounded organelle. Gene Ontology annotation, molecular function: all-trans-retinol dehydrogenase (NAD+) activity. NCBI's taxonomy places the organism in Eukaryota, Metazoa, Chordata, Lepidosauria, Squamata, Anolidae. The record is from RefSeq and is a predicted model, not a curated record.
GGAUGGUUUUUAAAGGUUAUUUAUUUAUAUAGUACAUACGCCUUUUUUAACUUGCAGAUGGUCCCACUUCAAACAGCUGGACAGUCACAAGGGAAGUGAAUUCUGAGCAAAAAUGUGGAUCUAUUUGGCACUGGCAGUCUUCCUGUAUUUUGUAAUACGGUUCUACCGGGAGAGACAGACUGUGGAGAACCUCGGGGAGAAAUAUGUCUUCAUCACUGGUUGUGACUCAGGCUUUGGGAACCAGGUGGCCAAGCAAUUGGAUAUCCAGGGCCUGCAGGUCUUGGCAGCUUGCCUCACCAAGGAAGGAGCAGAAGAACUGGAGAGGCUGACAUCCGACCGGCUGAAAACCACCAUCUUGGAUGUCACCAGCACAGAGUGUGUGAAGGCAGCAACCGAGUGGGUGAAAGGAAUCGUGGGGAGCAAAGGGCUCUGGGGUUUAGUGAACAAUGCUGGCAUUUUUGGUUCCGCGUGCCCCAACGAGUGGCUGACCAAGGAAGACUUUGAGAAAGUGCUGAAUGUCAACCUCCUCGGUCUGAUAGAUGUGACUCUACAAAUGUUGCCCCUAUUGAGGAAGGCCAAGGGAAGGGUGGUCAACGUGGCCAGUAUCCUAGGUCGGCUCUCUUUCUGUGGAGGAGGCUACUGCCCUUCUAAGUAUGGGGUGGAGGCUUUUUCUGACUCCCUCAGGCGUGAGCUCAACCCAUUUGGAGUCAAAGUAGCUAUAAUAGAGCCAGGAUACUUCAGGACAGCCAUGAGCCAUGUCCAAGACGCCCUUAACUGGUUGGAGCAUCGGUGGAUCAAUGUCACACAGGAAAUCAAAGACAGCUAUGGCCAGACCUACUACACCAAUUUGUAUAAGUUACUUAGAGAAGAUCUCUCAUCUCGGUGCGACACAAACCUCUACCUGGUUACGGAUUGCAUGGAGCACGCCUUGAUAUCCAAGCAUCCUCGUACACGCUAUUCUGCGGGCUGGGAUGCCCAGUUCUUCUUCAUUCCUCUCUCUUACUUGCCCACAGCCUUGGCGGAUUUGAUCCUGUCCUGGUCUAAACCAAAACCUGCUCAAGCCAUAUGAGGUGGAGUGGAAAGGGCUCAAGGUUACUUUUUUGAAGGGUGGAAUUGAAGACUAGGGUUACUUCUUCUCGUGCUAAACACCAAACAUUUAAAUAUGUGGAGUCGUCUUGUGGCUUUAAUUAUUCACAGAUUUGAUUAAUAUGUUCUCUCUAGGAAUCUAUAGGUUCUCCAGUGUAAUCCUGUGGUCAACUUCCACCAUAGAGAUGCUCUGGAGCAGGCCCGUAGCCAGGAUUUCGAUUGGGGGGGGGGGGGGGCUGAGUCUGAGUGAAAGAGGGUCUACCCUAGCAAACCUUUUGUAUCGUUACCCCAAUACCCCCAUGCAUAUGGGAUAUAUUGAGUAUAGUGAUCAGAUCAUGAUAUGAAUAAACAUAGCAGUUUAAAUAA